AUGCCAAACACUUCAUUAAAUGGUAUCACUCAAUAAAAAAAAUCAGUUUAAUUCAGCGAAUAAAAAACUGUUCACAUAGUAGAAAACUGGAAAGAAUUUAAUUAUACUCCUAAAGAAAUAAAAGUUAAAGAUCGAUAAAUGAAAGUUGAAAAAAUAGUUAUUAGAACUGAAUUCGAAAAUUAUAUGUUGGAGAAAUACAAUAAAUUUAAAUCUGCCCUUAAAGAAUUAACUAAUUCAUGCUCAUUUAUAUGA
Molecule: messenger RNA, 252 nt
Organism: Paramecium pentaurelia
Lineage: Eukaryota; Ciliophora; Oligohymenophorea; Peniculida; Parameciidae
Source: the annotation of a GenBank genome assembly